AUACAUUUAGCUUGGUGCAUGUAAGCAAUCGGUAGGCUAUUUGUUUGCAUUGAAGUUAUCAGGCAUCAUCAACAGGCUGCGGUUUGGAGAACGAAGCGCAGAACCUGGAUCAAGGCGUAUGCCUCUCGGAUAAGUUACACGUGUUGCAAAGUACAAGGUUCUCUCAUUAGCCUACACCAGGUUACCUCAACAUUGGAGUUCUUCUUCAUAGGCCAAUCAGAUAUGAGUUGUGGUUGGUCCUAAAGCGCAUACGUCUCUCGUCUUUUUGUAAAGAUAUCUAUUUUAUUUUUAUUUUAUUAACCCAUUUUAGUAUUUUACAAUAUGUCGUGUCUUUUGCUUGGAGUUAUCAGAAGGUGAGUAUCUAGCGUAUUGCAAUUUGAAACAUCAUAUUUCCUUUUUGACUAACCAUGGCACAGUAUGCUGUAUAUAGUGUACUUGAUGUCUAUUUGACCUGUUCGCAGCCUUGCAAUAUUUAAAAUGUUGCAACUGCAGUAGGCAAAUCAUGGAAUGGUGAUGAUGGUAUAAAAUUAAUUGUCAUGAAUUAGUAAUAUCACUAUCGUGGAUAGGAUACUUUUACCAGUUAUCGCAAUCUCGCUCAUGAUAUGGCUGUUGGCAGCAAUCCUAUGCAAACAUCCUUGUUAUGAUGAUAGGGUAUAUGUUUAUGAUGGCAAACUCAGGGAAUAUCAGAGAUCCAUUGUAACCAAAUGUUAAGGAUACAUGAACUAGAGAUUACAUGUCCAUAAACUAAGGAUUAAAUAUCCUCAUUGUUGAAUGGUAAAUCCUAUUGAAGACUAUGCAAAGCACUGCAAUUAGCCAUUCAUCAUCUCCAACUUGAUUGUCAUUUGUUGUGAAAUUGACAGUCUCGUUUUAAAAUGAUCAGAGGAAAGAAUAAAUCCAAGAUAGCCAAUGAGUAGUCAUUCCACCUCCAAAAAUCACAAGAAAGAGGAUUUCCACACCCACCAUCUCAGAUUGUUCUGAAAUCAUUUCUGUACUUAAAAACAGAUAAGGUUAGCAUUCCUGAAACAUUAUUUUGUUGAAAUAUAAUUUGAUCUCUGAGAAAAUAAGCUAAUUGAUUGCACCCAACUUGGCCAUUUCCGAUAAUUGUUUUAUUUUAUUAGGGUUUUCACAAAAUGUUAUUCACUAGCCCAUUUCUCGAUGAAAGUUUUGGGCUUGUAGGCAAAGUCUUCAUAUGAGAUUUGCACCAUAAGGAUAGCCCUCAGAGAGCUGCCAGUUGUUGGACUAUUCAAGGCGAGUUGGGUUGAAGUAUUAGGUUGCUAAGAGAACGACAAACUGAAUUGCUUUCAUGGAGGACCGGCUUGACAACACAGUUGCCCACACAAUUUAUUUUCACCAUGAGCAAAAGCUUUUGGUUUUCUAUCCAAAGUUGCAAAGAAAAUGUUGUGAUUCUUUUUUUAAACCAGCAAAAUUGUUAAAAGCGUGUGGUGGUAGUAGCAGGAACAGCGGCAGCUAGUGGGCAAAACCUGUUACUUUCACACUAAUUUAUGGUAAAUAAUGCAAGCGAAUUCAAUGGCUAAUUUCUCUAAACAGGUGCAAUAAAACAUCACCAGAUUCACAGGGAGUACAUUACAAAAGGUGAAGAGACAAUACUCCAAGAAGCAGAACCAUACUACUUGUCAAACAUAGAGAACUGAUACUGUAUACUGGUUGUUAGGGUGGGAUUGGCGUGGAGUGUUGGGGAUCGGUGGGUGGCUUUUGACCAUUUUAUUGGAUUCCUCAUGUCUUACUCAAUGAUAGGAUGAAGUUUGGUUCAAAUCAGUUGUUGGGUACUAUAAUUUGUUGAAUAUUAUGUGAAUCCUAUAAAUUAAAAGGGACAAUUUGGGUGGCAUCAAUUCGUUUUUAUUAUUUCUCAUAAAUCAAAUAACAUUUCAACAAAAUAAUGGUUCAGGAAUGCGAAUCGUAUCUGUUUCUAACUACAGAAAUGAUUUCAAAACAAUCUGAGAUGGUGGGUGUAAUGGCUUGCUGAAAUGACAUGGAAUGACCCCAAUGUCACUGAACUAUAAAGAAAGAUCUUAAUAGAAAAUGCCACAGACAUAUAGCACAGCACACACAACAUUGUGGGUUUUGGUUUGUGUCUGACCGAUUUGGAGGUGCACAAACCUGACUGACCAGAUUUCAAAAGCUGUUCACCUCUGAGAUAGAAAAUGACGGACAGAUUUUCAAGAUCCUAUUGAUUUGAAUCUCUGUCAUUCCACUUUCUCUUCACCACUCUUUCUCUAGGCUGUUUGGUGACGUCACACAGAGACUAACAAGUAUGUGAGCAGUCUUGAGUGCAUCUUGUCUUACUUUUCAGAAUGAACUGCAUGACACUGUCUGUCAGUCUUACAAACUUGAGAGGGUUCUAUGUUUUGUGUCUACUAUGCAUUUGUUAUUGGUGUGUGUAUAUGUGUGUGUUGAAACAGCAUCAUAGUAAAUUCGAGAUUGUCAAGAGAGUGCACUGUCAGGAUUUGUGUAGCUGCCUAAUUGACAUAGACGUUUCAAUGCCUUACUUCUGCAUGUUUAUGUAUGAUGAAUGAAUGUUUACUGUAUGUUUACUGUGCUACGUGCAUUUCUGUUCAGUUCCUGAAAAUGCCCUAUGGACCAAGCUAUUAACAUUACAUUUUGGGGCAGUGUGGGUGUGACUGUGUGUGGUGCAUGGUGAUUCGUCUACAUUUUUGGAGGCGUGUUGCAUUGUCCUUGUGGAAAUGAGACUAAGCAAAGCCCAGCUGGAACCCAAAGAGAGGGCCACAGAGGUUGAGAAAUUAUACAUUUUCAUGGCUAUCUUUGUUCUCACAUAUCUCUCCCUGACUAGGCCCUAUUCCCACUACGAGAUAUGAAGGAGAGUCUGAGGAGCGUGGUGGCUAAAGAUAAUUCUACUUUUCAAUUGACAUUACAUCCUUGCCUUACCUUUUGUUGUGGCUGGUAACGCGACAUUCUUGCUCCGCAGCUCAAUUUGACUGUAAAUAUCACAGUAGUCACAAGCAAUGUUCCCUCAAAUGUUUUUGGUCACUGAGCAAAUUUCUGGUCUGCUGAGCGCAAACUUGAACAUUAUGAAAAUUCUGUGCAACUUCCGGUGCAUGUUUACUGUGAACAAUGAGGCUGCACCCGCUUUAAGUUAGUUUUAACAGUGGUUAAGUAGGCUACUGUGGCUAUUUGAUCAUAAUGUAGGCCUACCAGAGUGGCCUACCAUAAAAAACAAUGCAUCCCAUAACAUUUUAACAUGGAAAUAGGUGUUCUAUCGUUCAGCCUACAGUAGCAGCCAAUGUGUGAUGUUCAAUGUAGGCCUUCAUUCCAUAAACUAACUUGUUUAUCCACUUAUCCUUCAGACAAGGAGGUGACUGAAAAUGUUGUUGUGGUGUUUAAUGCAAGAAACCACUUUACAAAAUAAAAUGCAUAAUUAUUCCCAUAUCAUUAUUACAGAGAAUCAGACAAAUUAUGCUACCCUCGCCUAUUGGCUACUUAGCUUAUUCAAGCCUGGGCCUCCCGAGUGGCGCAGCGGUCUAAGGCACUGCAUCGCAGUGCUAGAGGCAUCACUACAGAUCCGGGUUCGAUCUCGGGCUGUGUCGCAGCCGGCCGCGACCGGGAGACCCAUGAGGCGGCGCACAAUUGGCCCAGCGUUGUCCGGGUUAAGGGAGGGUUUGGCCGGCUGGGAUGUCCUUGUCCUAUCGCGCUCUAGCGGCUCCUUGUGGCGGCCGGGCGCAUGACUUCGGUCGCCAGCUGUACGGUGUUUCCUCCGACACAUUGGUGCGGCUGGCUUCCGGGUUAAGUGAGCAGUGUGUCAAGAAGCAGUGCGGCUUGGCAGGGUCGUGUUUCGGAGGACGCAUGGCUCUCGACCUUCGCCUCUCCUGAGUCCGUACGGAAGUUGCAGCGAUGGGACAAGACUGUAACUACCAGUUUGAUAUCACGAAAUUGGGGAGAAAAGGGCAAAAAAGUACAACAACAAAAAAACAACGUAUUCAAGCCUGUCUCAAAACACUGCCCCUUUAAGACAAAAAAAAUAUCUUUGCCUGACUCACUUUUCAAAGGUGUCUAGAAAUGCAGGAAGCAGUCACUCCCCCACUAAUUUGACUACAAAUGAUCUAUAACUGGGCUAAUAACUCACUAAUUAGCAAAGGAUAUGAAUGUACAAAUGUGCAUACGUCGCUACGUCUAGCUCUUGCUUUGAUCUUAAAACAAGCCCAUCUACUCACGACCGCUCAUGCUGUAAAAACAGUCCAGUUCAAAGUGAAUGGCACAGAUCCAUAUAAUGGCGAUGGUCUAUUUUUUAUUUAUUUAUUUGAUUUCAUCUUUAUUUAACCAGGUAAGCCAGUUGAGAACAAGUUCUCAUUUACAACUGCGACCUGGCCAAGAUAAAGAUAUUUGCAUAUAUGGGAGUGUGUAAACUUACAUUUUGUAUCACCAUAUAAUUUUUGUUUGUAUUAUCUUUUACCAGAUCGAAUGUGUUAUAUUCUCCUACAUUAAUUUCACAUUUCCACAAACUUCAAAGUGUUUCCUUUCAAAUGGUAUCAAGAAUAUGCAGAUCCUUGCUUCAGGUCCUGAGCUACAGGCAUUUAGAUUUGUAAUUUUAGGCGAAAAUUUAAAGAAAGGGUCCGAUCCUUAAGAGGUUAAUUAAACUAACUCCUAACCUUAAACCCUAACCCCUAGCCUAGCUAACGUUAGCCACCUAGCUAACGUUAGCCACAACAAAUUGGAAUUCGUAACAUAUCAUACUUUUAGCAAAUUCGUAACAUUGUACAAAUUGCAAUUCGUAACAUAUCAUACUUAGGUAUGGUGAGCUGCAUUGCAAAAUUACACAAGUAGAUUUGUACAGAAGUGCUGCUAUGGUACUUGUAGUGGGAGCUGGGACUUUUGGAGCUUAUACAAUACAUACGAGCAAACGUUAUGUUGAGCACAUUCUCUCCCUUUACCUUAUACAUCUACCAUGACAAUCUGUCAAAAGUGGGUGAUGGGUAAAGAGGAGUGAUGAGGGAGGGAGAGAGAGGGAGCUUUCAGAGGUCAAAGGUGAAACGGAGGAGAGGGAGAUUUAUUUCAGGCCGCUAGUUGGGGUAGUUUUAUUUGGCCCCAAAGUUUUCUGAGCAAAAAAAAAACAUAUUUUUAUAUAUAUAUUUUUUUUCAUUGUUGGACAUACAUAAAAGACUGUAAAAACACCAGGAAAUCAGCUCCAAGUUAUUUAUAUUUUGGAAAUCUGUUCUCAAGAAUUCCCAAGCAUUAUAUUACAAAUGUAAGUAUGUUUUGAAAUGAUUAUAUUUUAGUCAAAUAUUAUAUCUUUUUGGGCUUCUUGCGGUCAAUUUGCAGUCAACAAAUUAUUUGUAAUUAUGUUCAGGCCCCCUGACCAUCUGCUCAAGAAAAAAUUGGCCCGUGGCUGAAUCUAGUUGAUGAUCCCUGGUUUAAAGGAAAAAUAGAAACCAACCACUCACUCUCGGCUCCCUAAUUCUUAUUUACCGUUAGUUAAGUUAUAGACAGACACUCAAGUGAUUACUCUAACGAUUGGGCUCCUAAGUAAUUAUAUUCUGUUAAUAUUGAACAGCACUUGUAUAGUUUAGAUAAUUGGUUGCAUGACAGGACAAACGCUCCUACAGUAUGUACUCAAUAGAUUUUCAGUUUAGUCUGCUUGCAGUGACCUGUUCCUGAGAAUGGCAUUAUACACAGAGGAAAGGGUGGAAAGCCUAACCGUUCUCCUCUCCUGGUUCAUUUUCUGUCAGCUUGCUUGCUCUCUCUUUUCCUGCCCAGUACUUUGUGGGCAAAAGGUCUCUCUCUCCCUCCCUCCCAGUCUGAAGUUUCUCAAUACACACAUCUGGUCGACUGCAUGCAGAAAUGUGUCACUUAUAAUAGACUUCAUAAACUGGAGAAGAUCUAAGAUGACUUCUCAUAACAUAAAUGGUUAAACAGUGUUUAAACAAUACUUGUUCCCUGUGACAUUGGGCAUUUUCCCAUCAACAACAAUCUAUAUUCUCAGUUUGCAAAUAGGACACUGGGCAGCCUUUACCCCUUCCUUUAGAAAUGGCAGUUGUUGUGUACACGGGAAGUUUAAUGACACCCACAAUGCAGCCAAUUGGGACAGACUUUGUCAGCACUUUUAACGGAACCUGUCUUUCAACUAGCUACCAAGGUAGAAUAGUGUGAUUUAAAUUCAUAGCCAAAUUAGUCAAUAGACCUAGCCAUGAGUUGGAAUGUGAGUCAAAUUAUAAUGCAGCUCCUAGAGACAAAGAGGUAGCCAAACCAGUUCCAGAGGUUCCUAGACACGUCAGUAUAAGGAGUAUUUUUUAUUUUUUAAAAACAAAGUUUCAAUUGAAGAGUGCAUCUGAGGACACAGAAUCCUCCUCAGAGUUUUUUGGAGUCAAACCAUUGACCAUCGUGCCUGGUGUUUCUAGUCAGCUAGUCGGAGCGCUAACACAUGUUGUAACUGAUUGUGUUUUGCCCUUGUUUGUGAACACUGUGCUGUUAACAAACAAAAGAAAGCCCCCCUAUGUGCCCCCAACAUUAUAAAGAGCUCUGAGCUGAAGUCUCAGGUUGCAGUGCCCUAGGCUGUAGUUUGCAUCCCAAUGGCAACUUCCUGCCACUCAUUUAUAUAAUUAAGGAGCCCAAGGAAGAGCAGGAAAACCAAGCUGGUUUGGGAUAUAUCUGGUCUGUCGAUGGCCUUUCCUCUUAAAAGUCAUUUGAGUUUUAGGUCAUAGUGAUGUCUGUGUCUCGCGCAGAUGAUUGAAUAAUAGUGAACAUGUAUGGAUAUUAUUUGUUUCUAACUAUACAUCUGAUAAUGAAAUGUUAUUCUAGAUUAUGUUCAGAAGUAACACAUUCACAGUGCUUGCCGUGGUUUAGGUAAAACAAAAUUCCCAAGAAUGCGAUUGGAGAAGAACCGAAGUCUACUCCUCAGUGACACUACAUUAGUAGAUUACACCAAUGCAUUAUUUACGUGUGGAUUGCUCUAAUACUAGCAGUAAUAGUAGGAAUGUAGUGACACUUUUUCCUUUAAUCUGCUCUCCAUAGAAUUGCAUCCCUGAAACCAUACUGAAGAGGUUGAUUGUGUAUCUUGCUACCAUUGUGUAUCUUGCUACCAUUGUGCAUCUUGCUACCUAGUGUUUAAAUGUUGUUCCUAUUGUGUUGCCUAUUUUAACACCAGAUUUAAAUUUGAUAUCCAUUUGGAGCACAUCUUAUUUGAUAACUGCGAGUUGCUAAAUUAUCAUAGUAUUGCUCCUCUUACAGCUGAUAUCAGCCAGCAACCUAAUAUCAUGUCUGUAUGAUACAGUAUGUUUGAAUACAGUUCCCUCCCUGUAAGCCUCCGUAACACACCCACUGUUACCACCCUGUGUCUUGGUACAGACGGGGUGGCGUUGGGGCAUCCGUGGGGGUCCGCUCCCUGGCCUCGAUCCCCUCUCUGCCCCCAGCGGUGGCUGACUUCGUGAAGGGGGCGAUGGAUGAGUGCAAGCCGGCCAAUGUGCAUGUGGUGACGGGGACUGCAGAAGAGUCGGCUCACAUCCUAGCUGGCUUGGAGAAAGGGGGCAUGGUGAAGAAGCUACCGAAGUAUGAGAACUGGUGAGUGCUGCUGUGAUCUUUGUGAACAGUAGGAAUCUGGGUCUUUAUGUCACAAAGCAGGUUAAGUUAGCUAGCGAGCUAAGUUAAUGUAGAGCAGAAUACAUUAAUAUUAUUCUGGUUAGUGAAGAAUUCUUAAAUUGAAUGUACGUUAUUGAGAGUAAGUCUGUCAAACAAAGUAAUCUGUAUGGCUCGGUAAUAUUAAUCUGAAACAAUAUCAGUCAUACAUCAAAGAAUCUCUUGGGUCACUUUUUCCACUGUGGCCCUGGAGAUCAACGAAAGACUCCAGGCCUGUUAUACUCACUGCCAUAAAGAAUGAUAAGGUAAUUAAUAGUCUGUUUAUGGCUUUUCUCUCUGGGCAGCUGGCUGGCACGCACAGACCCCAAGGAUGUGGCUCGCGUGGAGAGUAAGACAGUGAUCGUCACCAAGAACCAGAGGGACACCAUCCCCAUCCCCGAUGGGGGGGCUAAGAGCCAGCUGGGCAGCUGGAUGAGUGAGGGUGACUUCCAGAAGGCCAGAAAGGACCGCUUCCCAGGCUGCAUGGCAGGUACUGUACUGUACACAACACACUUUUCAGACAAGAGGCUAACACAACCCCUCUAUAGUUUCAGCUGUCUGUAUCAGUUGUCUGUAAUGGAGUGUCAGUCUUCAUUCAAAUUGGGUUUAUCACUUUUUUAAAUGCCUUUUUUUGCCUAACAGAAAACUGGGCCUAAACCUCCAAAAUAACUAGCUAAGACGUCAGUGGCAAGUGUUGUAGUUGACUAUCAUCGUUGUGUCAAGUGUUAUAAUGUUACACUACUGAAGUCCAAUUUGGACUAAUUAGACAACUUAGACAGUAAGAGGGCCAAGAGUCAUUACGUAUCAAAUGGUAGAGUUUAGGAAUAAAGUGUGGGGUUAAAUGAUUCUCUGAAAGGGUCAAAUUCUAUUGAGACACCAAGGCUUUCAACUAGCCAACUGAGAGUUGUCUGUAAUGGGAAAUAAUGUCUAACUCUCAAUGUUCAUUUUAAUUACUUAAUUUCCUCAUUCUUCCUCAGGUCGAACCAUGUAUGUGAUCCCUUUCAGUAUGGGCCCGGUGGGCUCUCCGCUGUCUAAGUUUGGCGUGCAGGUGACGGACUCGCCCUACGUGGUGGCCAGCAUGGGCAUCAUGACACGCAUGGGCACCCCAGUCAUGGACAAGCUGGCACAGGGGGCAGAGUUUGUGCGCUGCCAGCACUCCCUCGGGCAACCUCUCCCACUGAAAGGUACCACUGCCCAGAGACUGUCUCUCUAUCUCCAUCUUGUAAGUUAUAUCAUAAACUUAGAAAACAACAACAUUGUUGCAUAUCACAUCUCCUACAUAAUUAUACAUAAUUAUAAUUUAACAUGUUCAGCAGUAUGCCAUACAUGCCGUUCAAGCAUCAUUUGCCUCACCUCGUUCCAUCCCUUGCUUCCAUAGUCACCCCUCCAUCACCAUCUUCCUCCCAUGCUCCCCACCUCCUCCUCCUCUCCUCCCAGCUCCCCUGGUCAACUCGUGGCCGUGUAACCCAGAGAAGGUGCUGAUCUCCCACCUGCCAGACACCAGGCAGAUCCUGUCGUUCGGCAGCGGCUACGGAGGCAACUCCCUGCUGGGCAAGAAGUGCUUCGCUCUGCGGAUCGCCUCGCGCAUCGCCAAGGAUGAGGGCUGGCUGGCUGAACACAUGCUGGUGAGAACAGGGACCCGAUAGGGGUGCACAGACAGGACUGUAUUCCCUUUUUUGGAGUGGUUCCAACAGGAAUACUGUAUCUUAGACAUGAAGAGCAGACGGGGGUCAAAGACAGGGAUCAUAGUGAGUAAAAUAGUGAUUUCUGUGCUGACCUGCAAUAUCAGGAGAUGGGUUGCAAGAUUCAGAUCUUAGCAUAUGUGACACAGUCAGUGCCUCAUACAGUAGCAGUGAGUAGUUAGUUAGUUCCUUCUGAUGUUCCUACAUUACCGGAGAAACUGCCCAGUCAAUGCAACACCCACCCUCUCUGAAAAUAUCUCCCUCUUUCUCUCUUUUCUGUCACUCCUCCCCCACCAGAUCCUGGGCAUCACCAAUCCUUGGGGAGUGAAGCGUUACGUGGCGGCGGCGUUCCCAAGUGCCUGUGGGAAAACCAACCUGGCCAUGAUGAAGCCUGCGCUGCCUGGCUGGACUGUGGAGUGUGUGGGAGACGACAUCGCCUGGAUGAAGUUUGACAGCCAGGGUGAAAGGAGGGAUACACGCUCAACACACUCUGAGACUCAGAGCUUCUGUAGAGUAAAGACAAUGACCGACUAGUAAAGACUCAAACAGUAACAUACUAGAGCUUCACACUCAUGUUAUUCAUUUCAUGGCCAGACAAAUUGUACAACCCAUUGCAACUAUAACCAGCAACUCCCACUUGUCAAGUCCUUUCCCCUCCUUUUCUUAGAGAGGAAAUUAUUAAGUUGAGAACAUCACUUCCUUCAAGGAACAAAUCCUUUAAUGUAUCUCUGUGACUCACCUUGUCACUUUCUCCUCAGGUAAACUCAGGGCCAUCAACCCAGAGAACGGCUUCUUCGGCGUGGCUCCCGGCACGUCCCUGAAGACCAACCCUCACGCCAUGGCGACCAUCGCCAAAAACACAGUGUUCACCAACGUGGGAGAGACCAGCGACGGAGGGGUAUGGUGGGAGGGACUGGACCCCCCUGCCGCAGGGGUCUCCCUGACUGACUGGCAUGGCAAAUCCUGGAAAGCAGGUAGAGUUGACUCACUGUAGUGUUAAUAGUGGGCAGGUAGAGUUGACUCACUGUAGUGUAAACAGUGGGCUGUGGGCAGGUAGAGUUGACUCACUGUAGUUGACCCACAGUUUAAUAUCCAUCUCUUCAUUCAAAGACUCAAUCAUGGACACUCUUACUGACAGUUGUGGCUGCUUCGCGUGAUGUAUUGUUGUCUCUACCUUCUUGCCUUUGUGCUGUUGUCUGUGCCCAAUAAUGUUUGUACCAUGUUCUGUGCUGCUACCAUGUUGUGCUGCUGCCAUGUGGUGUUGCUACCAUGCUGUGUUGUCAUGUGUUGCUGCCAUGCUAUGUUGUUGUCUUAGGUCUCUCUUUAUGUAGUGUUGUGGUGUCUCUCUUGUCGUGAUGUGUGUUUUGUCCUAUAUUUUUAAUCCCAGCCCCUGUCCCUGCAGGAGGCCUUUUGCCUUUUGGUAGGUCGUCAUUCUAAAUAAGAAUUUGUUCUUAACUGACUUGCCUAGUUAAAUAAAGGUUAAAUAAAUUAAAAAAUUUAAGAAUUGUGUUAAUAGUGGGCAGGUAGAGGUGACUCACUAGUGCCACCUGGUGACAUGGUGUGACACUGUCCUUUUGUUGUCAUUGGGUAGAGAAAGUACACAGUAACACUUAAGUAUAACAUCUGCUCAUAAACUACUUAGUAAAUCACUACAUAGCAUUUAUACAUGAGUCUAGUAGCAUUAAUAACAAUGUAAUCAUGUUUCUAAGUUAUUUAUAUGCAUACCAUCAAAUCAAAUGUUGUAGAAAUGUUAAUGUACUAAUUUCUAUACUGUCAUAAUGUUUUAUUCUGUUAAUAGUAUUCACCCUCUUUCUCUUCUUCCACAGGAGACUCUGCCCCGUGUGCCCACCCCAACUCCAGGUUCUGUACCCCGGCGGCCCAGUGCCCCAUUAUCGACCCACAGUGGGAGAGUGACGAGGGAGUGCCCAUCGAUGCCAUCAUCUUCGGGGGUAGAAGGCCAGAGGGUGAGUGCCAUCUACUGAUCCAAUUACUAAAAUACUGGUUUAUUGUCAUUUACCACAAUAAUAAUAUUAUAUUGUCAUUUUAUUCAUGUAGCAGACACUCCUAUACAGCAAGCCUCUGGUGGUAUAUCCAGUGUUACAAAUUAUACAGUUUACAUUUGACAUUUUAGUCAUUUAGCAGACGCUCUUAUCCAGAGCGACUUACAGUUAGUGAGUGCAUUCAUUUUUUCAUACUGGCCCCCCGUGGGAAAUGAACCCACAACCCUGGCGUUGCAAGCGCCAUGCUCUACCAACUGAGCUACACGGGGCUACGGGGCUUCAGUUUGGUUGAUGUAACUGGAAUAUAAAUGAUUCUGUAUUAUAACUGUUUUGAAAUUGUAUGUUCUAAUAUUCUUGCUCCCAGUGUGUCACUGUGGGACACUCCAUGUCACACUGUUGGCCAUGUCCUGACCUCUGACCUCUCUUUUUCCCAGGUGUCCCUCUGGUGUACGAGUCGUUUAGCUGGCGGCACGGUGUGUUUGUGGGAGCUUCUAUGAGGUCUGAGGCAACAGCAGCUGCUGAGUACAAAGGUACAGUACCUCAUAAACCUCAUUAAAGAGAAUUACAUUAGUUAUAACGUAAUUUAAAUGGAUAUGAGCUGUCUAUAGAGUACAAAAUAAAAUAAUAGAAUAGAACAGUAAAAACAUAUCUAGGACUAAUAUCACCUGAUUUGGUGGUAUACUGUAUUCCCUGAUUCCUCUCCAGCAGUGACAAUGUAUAAAGCAAUGACCUUUUCAUUAAAAUGCUUUUUUUCCCCCAGGCAAGGUCAUCAUGCAUGAUCCCUUCGCCAUGCGCCCCUUCUUCGGCUACAACUUCGGCGACUACCUGGCCCACUGGCUCAGCAUGGAGACCCGCAAGGGCCCCACCCACCUGCCCAAGAUCUUCCACGUCAACUGGUUCCGUAAGGACCCCACGUCGGGCUCCUUCCUCUGGCCAGGCUUCGGGGACAAUGCCCGCGUGCUGGAGUGGAUCUUCAAACGCUGCGGCCGCGAGAGGGAGGACGAGGCAGCAAAGAAGAGCAUGGUGGGCUGGGUGCCACAGGAGGGAGCCAUCAACCUGCAUGGCCUGGGCAGCAAUGUGGACAUGGGGGCCCUCUUCGACCUGCCCAAGGCCUUCUGGGAGAAGGAGACCCAGGAGCUGCGGGCAUACUUUACCCAGCAGGUGGGAGCAGACCUCCCCCAACAGGUGGAGGGAGAGCUGAAGGCUCUGGAGGACAGGGUCAGGAAUGGAGAGGCGGAGGCCCAGAUGACUCAGAGUUGAAGAGAGAAAGUUUAGACUAUUGGACUACACUGAUGUUGCAAUAUGGUGGGGAUGGGUAGGGUGGGGGGUAAGAAAAAGUGACUGACCAACUGAUUGCAGUUUGGUGGAAACUGCAUUGAGUAUAUGUGGGUAGAUGUAAAGCAAAGGUUCUAAAUUGUAAGAAAAUACAAUGAUAUGAUGCGACUGCAUCACUGACGAAUGCAGAUCAGUCGUCACUCACUGUCAAUGGAUAUGUGAGUAGAAUCAAUGUGUAGUAGUGCCUUACUGACAUCUUGCAAUAAAGGCGUUGGAUGUUUGUUUACAAGCUAUAGCCCAAAUAAUCAUCUCUGAUCAUAACAAGGUUUAAUAUCCAUAUUAAUUGUAACAUUUUGCAGAAUAUUAACAUCUUUUGAAAUGCUCUGCUGGCCUCUCACUAGUCACUGGGAUUACUGAAUGGCCAUUGGCUUGGAACAUGUGGAGGAAAUACAUCUGAUUGGCUCAGGGAAACCAAAACAUUUUAACUGAAUUCCAUUGGGGGAAAGAUUCAUUCGCAUUUUUUGGCAACUUGUAUUGUUUCCAUUAAAAAUGCAUGAUUAUGAUAUAAUGUUUAAGAAAUGUUAAAUGUUGAACCAAUAAGAGCAAGAGAUUGAAUGGUAAAUUGAAUUUAAAGGUUUUUAUUACAAUGCAAUUAAUAAACAACCUCAAUCAGCCUCAAUUGUGUCUUUUGAUCAACACAACAUAAAAACGGACAUGAUAACUCCUAAAAAGAUACAUGGACUGUAUACAAUAUCAUUAUAAAGAUAACUGUAUUAAAGAAAAGGGGAACAGUGACCAGUAGAUUUGAUCAUCAGUCUGGCUAUUUACACUUACUUGACCAACUUCCUGUCUUGUUACAAACCCUUGUGUCUUCUUUCCUCAAUCAAUCCAUCAAAUGUAUUUAUAGAGCCCUUUUUACAACAGCAGUUGUCACAAGUGCUUACAGUGCCUUCGGAAAGUAUUCAGACCCCUUGACUUUUUCCACAUUUUGUUACAUUACAGCCUUAUUCUAAAAUUGAUACAUUUUUUGAAAAUCCCAUAAUGACAAAGCGACAACUGUUUUUUAGAAAUGUUAACAAAUGUAUUAAAAAUCAAAAAACAGAAAUACCUUAUUUACAUAAGUAUUCAGACCGUUUGCUUUGAUACUCGAAAUUGAGCUCCGGUGCAUCCUGUUUCCAUUGAUCAUCCUUGAGAUGUUUCUACAACUUGAUUGGAGUCCACCUGUGGUAAAUUCAAUUGAUUGGACAUGAUUUGGAAAGGCACACACCUGUCUAUAUAAGGUCCCACAGUUGACAGUGCAUGUCAGAGCAAAAACAAAGCCAUGACGUUGAAGGAAUUGUCCGUAGAGCUCCGAGACAGGAUUGUGUCGAGGCACAGAUCUGUGGAGAUGGGAGAAACCUCCAGAAGUACAACCAUCUCUGCAGCACUCCACCAAUCAGGCCUUUAUGGUAGAGUGGCCAGACAGAAGCCACUCCUCAGUAAAAGGCACAUGACAGCCCGCUUGGUGUUUGCCAAAAGGUAAAGACUCUCAGACCAUGAGAAACAAGAUUCUCUGGUCUGAUGAAACCAAGAUUGAACUCUUUGGCAUGAAUGCCAAGCGUCACGUCUGGAGGAAACCUGGCACCAUCCCUACGGUGAAGCAUGGUGGUGGCAGCAUCAUGCUGUGGGGAUGUUUUUCAGCGGCAGGGACUGGGAGACUAGUCAGGAUCGAAGCAAAGAUGAACUGAGCAAAGUACAGCGAGAUACUUGAUGAAUACCUGCUCCAGAGCGCUCAGGACCUCAGACUGGGGCGAAGGUUCACCUUCCAACAGGACAACGACCCUAAGCACACAGCCAAGACAAAACAGGAGUGGCUUCGGGACAAGUCUUUAAAUGUCCUUGAGUGGCCCAGCCAGAGCCCGGACUUGAACCCGAUCGAACAUCUCUGGAGAGAACUGAAAAUAGCUGUGCGGCAACGCUCCUCAUCCAACCUGACAGAGCUUGAGAGGAUCUACAGAGAAGAAUGGGAGAAUCUCCCCAAAUACAGGUGUGCCAAGCUUGUAGCGUCAUACCCAAGAAGACUCGAUGCUGUAAUCGCUGCCAAAGGUGCUUCAACAAAGUACUGAGUAAAGGGUCUGAAUACUUAUGUAAAUGUGAUAUUAACGUAUUUUAAUUUUUAAUACAUUUGCAAAAAUUUCUAAAAACAAGUGUUUUGCUUUGUCAUUAUGGGGUAUUGUGUGUAGAUUGAUGAGGGGGAAAAACUAUUUAAUCAAUUUUAGAAUAAGGCUGUAAAAAGUCAAGGGGUCUGAAUACUUUCCGAAGGCACUAUAUACAGAAACCAACCCUAAAACCCCAGAGAGCAAGCAAUGCAGUCAUCGUUGACUUUAUAUGGCCUUAAACUGCCUUCAGUUGUACAAUCAGGUGGUUCCGCCAUUGCUAGUGGAACCCACACAUACCAGAAAAUUCAACAAAUAUGCAAAUAAUUGAGUAGCACAAACUUAUAAAUAAAAAAUCUGCCAAUAGAAAGCAAAUACUCAAUACAUACUGUACAUACCAAAGAUACUUAAAAUGCACUUUUCUUAUUUACUUGUGAGUAAAGCCCAUCUAGGAUGUUAACUGGAGGUUCCUUGGCCCCUCUGCUGGCCCAUUGAUUUCAGCGUACUCACUCUCCUGACCCAGGUUCCUGUCCUGGGCUGCAGCUGGGGUCUCUUUGGGACGUAA
This is a messenger RNA of Coregonus sp. 'balchen', 15238 nucleotides long. NCBI's taxonomy places the organism in Eukaryota, Metazoa, Chordata, Actinopteri, Salmoniformes, Salmonidae. The record is from the annotation of a GenBank genome assembly.